AUGGGAAAUGUACCUACAAAAGACGUGAGUGCUACGGGCAGUGGAUCGAAUUCACGAUCCAGAUCAGCCUCUACAGCAACUGCCGAAUCUUCGACGACAACCGCUUCUAGUUCGAGACGGACUAGGUUAUCAUCGACCAGCUCCCGGUCUACUGUACGUGAUGAAACGUCUGGUUUCGGCACCUCAGUGACUGGUUUAAGUCGUAAGAGCGGAAAGAAGAAAGAAAAGUCUAGUGCCAGUGAUGCCCCACUGGUGUCGGAUGUAUCGGAAAUGGUUGAUGGAGGUUACCUAGUUCCACAAGGUGUAUAUUCCGGACCACAAGAUUUCAAAGCCAAAGUGGUUCGCAAUUUGAUUAUCGAACGUAGAUUGGCUCCAUUCUACAAAGGAAUCGAAGAUUACGAUGAUACAUGGACUGACCGACAGUUGUUAGCAGCAGUGAGAAAUUUACCUAUUCCACCAGCUACAGAUCCAGUAGUGUCACCUACAACAUCAUCAGAUCAGGCUGAACCUGUUGAGGAACCUGAUCGUAAAAAGAAAGAGAAAGAAGCUGAUACACCUGUCGAUCCAGCCACUGAAACCGAUGAGUCGGCAGAGCAAGGAUAUGAAAGUGAAAAUGCAUUAAAGUGGGUGUCUUCUUCCCUACCAAAUGCUGUUGGUGGAAGUUUUUUGCAAGCUAGGAAUUCUGAUGAUGGAGGAAGCAGCGGCAGGUUAGCUGGUUUUGAGUCGAAUCCCUCGAUUCGGAGUUCUAGCAGCAGGAGUAGUGAUCCUGAUGAUGGUAUACUAAGUCCACCUAGUAAUGGUAAGCAAAAGCAGCCAAUGACACCACCACUUGCAGCUUCUGCCGAAGAAGAUGAGACUAUCCCAUUUCCAUCAUCACCAGCUUCUUCAUCAUCUGGUGCCAUGAGAAUCAUCGAGUUUAAGACCGAAACAAUGCAUAUUGAAGAUACCGCUACAGGAACAAAUAGCAUAAGCACCAAUGCCAGUGCACGAAUUACAUCUGGAGGGGGCAUCAGCAUCGAGACGAGGCCUAGAGAAGGGUCUGCUAAGCUGGGCCCUCCAAUUCUAUUACCACGUAACAGAGCAAACACUACUUCAAGAUAUGGACCUGGCCCUACUAGUUCUUCAAUGAAACCAGCACCACCACCUAUGGAAGUUAUUUUGUAUCGUGGGGCUAUUGAAUGUCCUAUUUGCUUCUUGAAUUAUCCGAAAUAUCUCAACACCACGCGUUGUUGUACGCAACCAAUUUGCUCAGAGUGUUUUGUACAAAUCAAGCGACCUGAUCCCCAUCCUCCAUACCAUGAGAAUAACGGAUCAGGUCCAUCUACAGCACCAGCCACUGAUAAUCCAGAAGAAGCACUUGUUUCCGAGCCAGCCUGUUGCCCAUUUUGUCAAAUGCCUGAGUUCGGUGUUGUGUACAUUCCUAGUCCACAUAGAUCCGGAAUACCUGCCAGCAGUCUCACAUCAUCUUUAAGAGCUCAUCUAUCAUCGUCUCUAUCAGGAGUGUUUUCAAGCCAUCAUCAUACACCAGUCUCAUCAUCCGCAGCAAGCAUUGUGAGCAUGUCAACUAGUAAUAGUGCCACAGGAACUCCUCGUAGACGUGGAUCUUUACCUCCAAACGCUCCAGAGGUAGUCACAACAGACCAUGUUCGACCUGAUUGGGCCAUGAAGCUAAGUAGAGCAAGACAUCAGCUCGCUCGUAAAUCGGCUGCGGCAAACGCGCUUCAUGCAUCUGCUUUCUUAUUUGAAGGCAAUGAAGGGGCGGCAUCAUCAUCGUCAAGCCAUUCUCGCCGCCAUGACAAGAAAAAGAAGUCGUCAUCCAGGCUACGGGGUCUUUCAAGCCCCUCAUCUCCAGCAUCCAUUCUCGGAUCCUCGUCCAGCGGAAGCGGAAGCAGUCGUCGCCAUACUACAUCGUCGCCUUCCUCAGGUACUUCAUUUCCAGUGCCAAGUCGUACAAGGAUAAGAGACCUUGAGGACAUGAUGAUUGUAGAAGCGAUUCGUCGCUCGCUGACGGACGAGCGAUCGGGUUCGCCCUCUGGCGAGUCACCCAAAGCCCCUGCAUCUCAAUCGUCCCAAGAGGUUAAAAAGGACGAGAUCACCACUCAGUAG
Messenger RNA from Sugiyamaella lignohabitans, 2106 nucleotides. RefSeq names its product Sip5p (gene SIP5). Gene Ontology annotation, cellular component: cytoplasm. The transcript is spliced from 2 exons. The coding region runs from base 1 to 2106 and encodes 701 amino acids. NCBI's taxonomy places the organism in Eukaryota, Fungi, Ascomycota, Dipodascomycetes, Dipodascales, Trichomonascaceae. The record is from RefSeq and is a predicted model, not a curated record.